This is a messenger RNA of Gigantopelta aegis, 3044 nucleotides long. Its product is annotated as sushi, von Willebrand factor type A, EGF and pentraxin domain-containing protein 1-like. The record is from RefSeq and is a predicted model, not a curated record. Gene Ontology annotation, molecular function: carbohydrate binding. The coding region runs from base 1 to 3030 and encodes 1009 amino acids. The transcript has 18 exons. Lineage: Eukaryota; Metazoa; Mollusca; Gastropoda; Neomphalida; Peltospiridae.
AUGGCAAUUAUGAACAGUGUGCAUGGCCUCCGGCUGAUGAGAUCAUGCCAUUUAUCUGUGAUGCCAACUUCAGCACUGGCAGAGAUCUCCAAACACUUGCAUCAACAGAUGAUCAACCUUCAGCGCGGACCAAAUCCGUGCAAUAACAGGACGUGCAAUCAGCAUGACGUGUGCGCUAGCAUCGGAAUUGUCCAACACAAAUGUUUAUCCAUAGUUGAAUCAAUGGAUGCCAUUCACAGUUUAACAAAACAACUUUAUGUAGGCGAGACACUGAAGUACGCGGAAUGUUUGUUAUUCUAUGUUUCAGAUAUGAGCUGUGGUCCACCGGCAACUUUAGCGAAUACAGAUGUGAUCUUCAGCGCAACUACAACGGGUUCUGAGGCCAACUACACGUGUAAAUCAGGAUACAACUACGUCAGCGGGACGUCGGUGUCCACCUGCCACUCAGACUCUCUGUGGUCGACAGCUACCAUCCAGUGUCAAGUUGCUGACUGUGGUCCUCUGAGCAACACAUCGGAAAUCCAUGUGACGUACAGCUCCACUGUCUUCGGCUCAACUGCCCUACUGAACUGUGUGGACGGAUUCCACCCAAACAACAUGUCUACGACUUGCCAAGCCAACGGCACUUGGUCAGACUUCAACCUGCUGUGCACAGGAAUUGAGUGUGGAGUUCCAAGUACAAUCUCUGGAUCUGACCUGACAUACACAUCUACUAUUUUCCCAUCUGAUGCGAUCUACACGUGUAAAACUGGAUAUGUUUACGUCAGUGGAUCCAACACUUCAACAUGUCAAACAGAUGGACAGUGGUCUGACCCUCAUUUGAACUGCACAGGGAUUGGAUGUGGGGUUCCCAGUUCAACACAGGGCGCUGAUGUCACAUAUUCCUCAACGAUAUUCCCAUCUGUGGCAAACUACACAUGCGCCAACGGAUAUGUUUACGUCAGUGGAUCCAACUCUUCAACAUGUGACGCUAAUGGUCAGUGGUCUGAUCCGGCGUUAAACUGUACAGGAAUAGAAUGUGGAGUUCCAAAUACUAUACCUGGAUCUGACCUGACAUACGUGUCUACUAUUUUUCCAUCUGACGCGAUCUACACGUGUGCAUCUGGAUAUGUUUACGUCAGUGGGUCCAAGUCUUCGACAUGUCAAGCUAAUGGACAGUGGUCUGACCCGGCAUUAAACUGUACAGGGAUCGACUGUGGGAUACCUAAUGAUAUAGCGGGAGCCGAUCUGACGUAUUCCUCAACAAUAUUUCUGUCAGUAGCUAGUUACACUUGUAAACCUGGAUAUGAUUACGUCAGUGGAUCCAACUCUUCAACGUGCCAAGCAAAUGGACAGUGGUUUGAUCCGAUUUUGACCUGCACAGGAAUCAACUGUGGAAAUCCAACCUCUAAACCUAAUUCGUUUGUGCUGAAUUCCUCCACCCGUUUCCCGUCCGUGGCGUACUACAUGUGUGCGCCUGGCUACGUUUAUAACAGCGGAUCCAACACAUCCACGUGUCAGCAAAAUGGCACGUGGACUGACAGUGAAUUAAACUGUUCCGGUCUUGACUGCAGUGCACCCAGUUCUAUAUAUGGGUCAGAUGUUUCCUAUUCCUCCACGAUAUUCCCGACUACAGCGGACUACACGUGUAAAACUGGAUAUGUCUACGUCAGUGGAUCUAACUCUUCAGUGUGUCAGUCAAAUGGACAGUGGUCUGAUCCGGGGUUAAAUUGUACAGGUAUUGACUGUGGGACGCCUAUCAACAUACCGGAAGCCGAUCUGACGUAUUCCAACACGAUAUUCCCGUCCGUAGCAAGUUACACGUGUAAAACUGGAUAUGUUUACGUCAGCCGGUCCAACUCUUCAACAUGCCAAGCUAAUGGACAGUGGUCUGAUCUGACAUUAAUCUGUACAGGCGUUGACUGCAGUGCACCCAGUUCUAUAUCUGGGUCAGAUGUUUCCUAUUCCUCCACGAUAUUCCCGACUACAGCGGACUACACGUGUAAAACUGGUUAUGUCUACGUCAGUGGAUCCAACACUUCAACAUGCCAGUCAAAUGGACAGUGGUCUGAUCCAGCGUUAAACUGUGCAGGUAUUGACUGUGGGGCGCCUAUCAAUAUAUCUGAAGCCGAUGUGACCUAUUCCAGCACGGUAUUCCCGUCUGUAGCAACUUACACGUGUAAAACUGGAUAUGUUUACGUCAGUGGAUCCAACUCGUCAACAUGCCAGUCAAAUGGACAGUGGUCUGGUCCGGCGUUAAACUGUACAGAGAUUGACUGCGGAACGCCCAUUAUCAUAUUUGGAGCAACUACAACAUUUACAACUACAACAUACCUAUCUGUAACACACUACGCAUGUGCAACCGUAUAUGUCUACGUCAGUGGAUCCAACACUUCUACCUGUCAAGCGAAUGGACAGUGGUCUCACCCGGCGUUACACUGUAUCGUUUCAGUUAUGUGUCCGGUACCUUCUCCAAUCGCCAACGGACACGUGGCCUACGAUUCAUUGUCGGUGAACAGCGUCGCUAACUACAGCUGUGUUAGCAACUUCUUCUACUUUGGAUACAGUAACAGGAGUGUGUGUCAAACGGAUGGAGCGUGGGCAGGGCGUCGCGGUUCUUGCGUGUCAAAUGCCUUUCCUAUGCACGGGAUAUUUGCUGGACCAGUGACAGCCGGCUGGAAGGUUGAAGUGUUGGCCACACCAUGCAAUGAGGAAAGAACGACAGUAGAAUUGAGGUAUGACAACGGCGCUUACAGGGCCAUUCAUAUUGAUAUUCGUUUCAACUACGGAGGGUUUGUCAACACGGUGGUCCGCAAUAUGUUCACAUCCGCAGGCUGGGGCUACGCAAACAGCACACAGCCGUACUUUCCCUUUGCUAUAGGAAGACCAUUUAAUCUUACAGUAGUGACGACGGUAUCUUCAGGAUUUGACAUCUACGUCGAUGGGGCAUACUUCAUUACUUGGGGAUACAACGGUGUUGACUUUACCCAGGUCAAUCAGGUCACCAUCUUGAUAGGAGCCGACAUCGAUUUAAUUCAAUUAUAUAACUGAACUUUAAAACGAAA